AAUAAAGUAUGUCACUGUUAUCCAAUUUUACGACAAUUUCUGCCAAACGGUUUCAUCACAAUAAUUGUCUUCUUCUUGCUUAUGGAUUUUCUUCUCUCUUUCAAAUGUACUUUUGUUGAUUUGCUUAAUUCCGUCUUCUCUCCCUUUAUCAAGACUCAUUAAAUAUGUCAUUCAAAAAGUCGCAAGGAGUUGACUUGUCUCUGUCAUCUACAGAGCAACAAACUAAGAUCAAUGAGGUGCGAAAAUUAAUUGGUCCUGCUCUUAACAAAUUUCCAACAAUGUGUUCGGAUGCAUCAAUUCUAAGAUUUCUGAGAGCACGAAAUUGGCAUACAAAAAGGUCAGCCAAAAUGCUCAAAGAAGCAUUAAUAUGGAGAUUAGAAAACAAACCAAACAUGAUCCGUUGGGAUGAUAUUGCUAAACAAGCAGAACCUGGAAAAGUUUACAAAGCCAACUAUUUUGACAAGUAUGGAAGGACUGUGCUUGUCAUGAAGCCUGGAAUACCGAAUCCUUACUCCGUAGAGAUGCAAAUGAGAUAUCUAAUUUAUUGCAUGGAGAAUUCUAUAUUGGAUCUAAAAUCUGGUCAGGAGCAAAUGGUUUGGUUGAUCGAUUUUGAAGGAUGGAACAUGUCUAGCAUAUCAGUAAAGGUGACUAGGGAAACAGCACGUCUUCUGCAAGAUUGUUAUCCAGAGAGGCUAGGUCUUGCAAUCCUUUAUAAUCCACCAAAAGUUUUUGAGUCCUUCUGGAUUUUGGUAAAACCAUUCCUUGAGAAGAGGACAUACAAGAAAGUGAAGUUUGUGUAUCCAAAUGAUGUAGAUACUCAAAAAGUAAUGGAAGAUUUGUUUGAUAUGGAGAAGCUUGAAUCAUGUUUUGGAGGAAAAUGGACACAUGAUUUUGAUUAUGUCACUUACUCUAAUCGUAUGAGAGAGGGGGAUAAGAUGAUGACUGAUUUUGUUAUUUCUGGUGCUCCUUUGCCCUCUGACCAAUUCCAAUUGUCUACGGAUGAAACAACAUCCAAUUUCAAAACUUCACACGACACCAGUGAAAAUCAUCCAAAUAUUGAUGACAUAAAACAAACCGACUAAACAAUCUUCAUACAUUCAUUAUCUACUUGUUGUAAUUUUUGUACACUCACAUUAUAUGAAUCUCAAUUUUAUUUAAUUCAUCUU
Molecule: messenger RNA, 1166 nt
Organism: Solanum pennellii
Lineage: Eukaryota; Viridiplantae; Streptophyta; Magnoliopsida; Solanales; Solanaceae
Product: phosphatidylinositol transfer protein 3-like
Exons: 6
Coding region: 165-1082 (305 amino acids)
Molecular function (GO): phosphatidylinositol transfer activity
Source: RefSeq, a predicted model, not a curated record